GUGGGCUGGACUUCCGGAGAGCGGUUCCUCUCCUCAGGCGAAUCGUGGGAAAAUGAAAUCAAACUCCAGAGCUCGUUAAGUUUUCUCGUGUUAAGUGAAGAAAAUGCCGCUUGUUAUCGAGGGGAUGUAGUCGAAGACUAGAGAGCGGAGAACUGUUGGUCGUUAAGAGUCAGUGGGCCUCCAGCAAGCUGAGGGCGCCGCGACGGAAAUGGCAAACCUCAACUGGAAACCCUUCGUCUACGGAGGGAUGGCCUCUAUCGUCGCCGAAUUUGGUACCUUCCCCAUUGAUCUGACCAAGACGCGGUUGCAGGUCCAAGGCCAGUCCCAGUGCAUGGAGGUCCGUUACAGGGGCAUGUUCCAUGCCUUACUGAGGAUUGGACGGGAGGAGGGCAUCCGGGCACUUUACUCUGGGAUUUCACCUGCCCUGCUAAGGCAAGCCUCAUAUGGGACAAUAAAGAUUGGCACGUACAACACACUGAAGAAAUUAUUUGUGAGCCGUCCUGAAGAUGAGACCAUGGUAAUUAACGUGUUCUGCGGUGUGGUGUCUGGAGUACUGUCGUCUUCUUUAGCCAAUCCUACAGAUGUGCUAAAGAUUCGUAUGCAGGCUCAGGGCAGUCUGCUGCAGGGUAGUAUGAUGGCCAACUUCAUCAACAUCUACCAGACAGAGGGCACCAGAGGUUUGUGGAGGGGUGUCAUUCCUACAGCACAGAGAGCAGCCAUCGUGGUUGGUGUAGAGCUGCCUGUGUACGACAUCACCAAGAAGCACUUGAUUCGUUCCGGCACUAUGGGAGACACUGUUUUGACUCAUUUUAUUUCCAGUUUUGCGUGUGGCCUGGCAGGGGCACUAGCGUCUAACCCGGUGGACGUGGUGAGGACUCGGAUGAUGAACCAGCGUGUGCUGUCUGGAAACCUGCUGUAUAAAGGCACGCUGGAUGGACUAAUGCAGACUUGGAGAAAUGAGGGCUUCUUCGCUCUCUACAAAGGUUUCUGGCCAAACUGGCUGCGCUUGGGACCCUGGAACAUCAUUUUCUUUAUGACCUACGAGCAGCUGAAGAAGCUUCCAUUAUAGCUGAGCCAGUGACACUCCGCAGGCUAAAAGAGUGUGUGUGGAGGGACAAGGGAACACAGUGCACCUCUCCUGCCUUUGUCCUUCCUCCAGCAUUCGCAAUCCCUCCUCCGUCACUCAUUUUAUGUGCAUGCUUAUUUAAGUAUUUGUUUUGUUUUUGUUUUUUUUUUAAAGUCCAUUUUUGCACCCAAAGCCUUGUUUUCUUUUUCUCUCCUGGCAGCUAAAUGGUAGGUCAAUGCUUGGAGCACAAAUCCUGUCGAGUUACUGUCAGAACAGUCAAGCUUAAUCAGCCUAGAGCCACAUCUAAAAUAAUCUGAAGUAAUCGAUUUUUCCGUGGAGAAAAGUUAAAGGAAUACAGGAAUUCUCAAAGUGGUUUCAUAUUUGCUUUACUUAAUCUAAAUGUGCUGAGUGUUAUUAGGAAGUUCCUUAUUGCUAGUGACAAAAUUGAUAUCAGCGGUGUGUGAAAGGCUUUUAAAAUGGUAGUUGAGGGGGAAAAAUAUGAUUAACAUGAUCUAUUAUUUAUACCAGACGCAGUCCAUCAGCAAAGGCUGUUUGGUGUUUGAUAGUUUCUUUUUUCGUUCAAAAUGGGAGAUUCUAGGCUUUCUAAAAUUUCUGCCAAACACUUGACUGAACCUGAAAGGCUGAAAGAAACUUUUAACCAGUAUUUGAAACAUUCAGUUCUGCUUUAUAUGUAUUUCUGCCUUAGUUUAUAAUAAUAAAAUGGGGAGGAUCUCUAUCUUUUUUUAAUCUCUUUUUUAAUCCUGGUGGUGGGUGGCAACUGUCUGAAUAAUGGAUGUUCCAGCUAAUUGAUUUUGGGACAUCUAAAGCAGAAAGGCCUCUGAUUGGCUGUUGAGAGAGCAUGGUCAGUUGUGUUCUCUCAAGCUCCAGCUGCUGAUGCCCUCCAAACUAUUUUUACUGAAUCAUUUUUUUUUUCAAUUUGAUUACGCAGAUUUUUGAUACAUUUUUGCAGAGCUUUUUAAAGCAAAAUGUUCAGUGGGAUUUUGGUGUGUAUUUAGGUAAGUCUAAGGAGAACGGGAUUAGUUUCUCAGAGGACGUCUGUAAAAAAAUAUUUCACACUUCUGCUUAGUGAUAAAACUGUUGCAUCCGGAAAAAAAUCCUUAAUCUUUACUCUGGAAAAAAAAUCCUUAAAAAAAGGACCAGAGUUUUUUGGCUUUCUUGGUCACAUGACAUCGCGUUCAGUAGCUCCUCCAUUUCCACUCAGAAAUGUGCAGCCGGACGGGACUAAAUCAUCAUCUCCCAAUGUGAAUUCAAAAAACAUAUAGAUGUCAGAUAUCAAACAUGUCUUUGCCUGUACCUGUGGUGAUAAAAUGAUAAAUCAUAGUAAUUAGAUCUUUAAUCAAUUGUUGAAAUAAAAGGCACCUGGACACUUCUUUCAUACGUCCUGUGGGUUCUAAGUUUCCCUAAUACCUGUAUAUGAUUCUGUUACAAGCAGUAUGGUAGGCAAGAGUAUCAUGAAGCUAAAAAACACGAGUUUGUGCCGAUGUUUCAGGUGACUUGUUCUUCUUUUUGCGUUAAACGAAACGCAAAAUAACCACAAUAGUUUUUUUCUUUUCUUGCACGCACAUUCGCUUAACAUUGCUUCCUGGUCUGGCUUGUGUUUCGUGAAGUGGCGCCAGUUUAGUUAGUUAGAGAGGGAGUUUUUUCAGGAGUGUUUAGGGUCCUGCCAGUCUUCAAUUCAAGCAUACAUGUGUGGAUGUGUGCAAGUGUAUGUAUGUGUGUAUGUGAGGGUAUUUGUAUACACCCAGGCACGCAUGAAUGAGUGUGAUGAAUGGUAGGUGUUGAUAGCUGUACAUAUACGUCUGUUUUUUCUUCUUCUUUUAUUAAAUUCAACUCCAUGAAAGAUGUGCAUAGCUUUGGAGCGCUGGCCUCAUUUCCAAAGUGUACUGUACAGAGAAACUGCACUGUUGAGAAGCUGACAAGUUUUUUUUUUUUUUUUUUAACACAGCACAAAUUGUGUUGUUAGUAAGGUACUGUUACAUAUUGGACUCUUUCUAGUCAGAGGAAUUUCAUGUGGUUGAGCCUUUUCACUUUAUUUGCGUCCUGCUUUUACAAUGCCUUUUAAUUCUACUCAUGCCUCUCGGUCACUGGUUACCAAAAAUGAAAAAAAAAAAAUUUAAAAACAGCUACGCUUAAGAUUUUACGCUUAAGAAUCAGCAAUAAGGAGUUUUGAUUCUUGUUAAAAUAAACCCAUUGUGAGGUUUAGAAGCUAAACUGCUUUCUUAUUUGCUGUUUGUGGAGUUUGUAACCAGCAGUUAAAUAUUUGUCAUGAUUUGAUGAAUUUGUAUGAAAAGCCGGUUUUGAAAUUAUUAUUAUUAUAAGGAGCUACAGUGACGUCAUGCAGAUCGAUAACUCAGAUUUUAAUGUUAAAUACAUGGUCAUACACAAUGUGUACGCAAGGUGCAGUACACACACAGAAACGCUAGGGGCAAUGUAGUCACUGUAAGAUAAUGUCCUGGCUACUGUGGCAAGUGGAGCCCUCUAGUGGAAGCCUCCAGUAACACGUGUAGCACAAUAGGCAAGUAUGUGAAUCUUUACAUUGGUCGAAUAUAUGGCCAAACUGUAAGUAUAUCUGUAGCCUGUUGUCACAUCUUGCGCUUUAUUUCAGUUCACCUCAGUUGUUUGUACGUUAAGGGUUGGGCCUUGAAUGUUUAUAAAAUCUAAUGUCUGGAUUAUUUCACCUCCUAUUUUUCCUCCUGUCUCACAUCUCUUUUCUUCUUUUUCUCCUAAGCAUGAUGCAUGCUGUUGUCUUUAGCAGCUUUUAGACAUUGUAAAAUGCCUAUGUCCAUGUGCUGCCAACAUCAGGAAUCAAAUUACCCAUGUGCCACUUUACUUUUGUACAGUUCUAUCUCCUAUAUAUUUUUUUUUCUAUUUUCUUUUUUUUUUCAAAUAUAUUUCUCUCCAUCUCUUUUCAUUAUCCUUUUACGUUUUUGAGUUCUGCCUUGAAUCUGAGCUUUAAAUUUGGAAUUCCAGUGACCUUAGCUACUGUAUAGCUAUUUUUUAUUUUAUUCCAAAACCAAAGGACUUUUAUUUAUUUUUUUGCUCAAAUCACAGUUAGUGUACAUUUACAUUGUGCAUACAGUACGUGUAACUGAUUGAUUAUGUAGGAAUUGGUUUGGCAUUUGACCAUGGAGAUAUGGAUUGUAUAAGUUAACAGUUAAAAAAUAUCUCAUCAUGGUCUCUAAAUCUUCAUUUGAGCUUUAAAAGUUCAUAAAAAUUGAUAUUAGCAGAUAUUGGCUUUUAUAUAUGGGCGUAUUAUAAAUCGGUUUGGGUUUUGCAAAUGGAGGAUGAGUCUGAAUAGGGAAUUGUGAAUAUAUUUUAGUCAUACAAUGACUUCAGUGAGGUUUAUUUUGCUUUCUUUUAUUAGUUUCUUGUACGUUUUUCAUACGCUGUGACCUCGUGUCGUAACUGUUUGCUGGAUUGCUGGUCCGCUCACUCUUAGUCACUUGACUUGCCAAGUUCUUUGUCACCUUUGACAGAUUUCAGCUAUGAUGUUGAACAUGCAAUCACACUGUAUAAUAAAUAAUUUGUUGCUUGAUUAUGAAUGAUAUAAAACUUAGCUAUAUUCUCCGGCUGGUUUUGCUUUGUAUGACAUAAAUGUGCACCUAAAAUAAAAAAGAAAACAUUU
This is a messenger RNA of Astyanax mexicanus (Mexican tetra), 4712 nucleotides long. It is a transcript of the gene slc25a14, whose product is annotated as solute carrier family 25 member 14. The record is from RefSeq and is a predicted model, not a curated record. Lineage: Eukaryota; Metazoa; Chordata; Actinopteri; Characiformes; Acestrorhamphidae. Gene Ontology annotation, cellular component: mitochondrial membrane. The transcript is spliced from 9 exons. The coding region runs from base 209 to 1069 and encodes 286 amino acids. Gene Ontology annotation, biological process: mitochondrial transport.